CAGUUACAGACACGGCCCCUGUUGGCGCAGCCUCUCUGAUUCUCCUCCUCUCCGCGUCCAGCGCUGGGCUUUUUCAGACAAGUGCAUCUCCUAACCAGGUCACAUUUCAGCCGCGACCCGCUAUCCGUCUGUCACCGGAGUCAGACCGGGCAGGAGGAGGAGGGCUGAGGAGGACGACAGCGUUUGCUUCGCCAGCUGUGGGGUGGGAAGAAGGACAUUAAAAUACUGCAGGAGUCAAGACUCCCCCCAGGUCGCAUCCAGACCACGAUGCACGCCCCGGGCUGCGGGCGGCUGGUGCUGCCGCUGCUGCUCCUGGUUGCCGCAGCCUUGGCGGAAAGCGACGCCAAGGGGCUCAAGGAGGGCGAGACCCCCGGCAAUUUCAUGGAGGACGAGCAAUGGCUGUCGUCCAUCUCUCAGUACAGCGGCAAGAUCAAGGACUGGAACCGCUUCCGAGACGAUGAUUACAUCAAGAGCUGGGAGGACAACCAGCAAGGAGAUGAAGCCCUGGACACCACAAAGGACCCCUGCCAGAAGGUGAAGUGCAGCCGCCACAAGGUGUGCAUCGCCCAGGACUUCCAGCGGGCCAUGUGCAUGAGCCGCAAGAAGCUGGAGCACAGGAUCAAGCAGCCUGCCCUGAAGCUCCAUGCCGGCAAAGACAGCGCCUGCAAGCCCUGCCACAUGGCCCAGCUGGCCUCAGUCUGUGGCUCUGACGGCCACACGUACAGCUCCGUGUGUAAGCUGGAGCAGCAGGCCUGCCUGAGCAGCAAACAGCUGGCGGUAAGAUGUGAGGGCCCCUGCCCCUGCCCCACGGAGCAGGCCACCACGUCCACCGUGGAAGGCAAACCAGAGACCUGCACGGGUCAGGACCUGGCCGACCUGGGAGAUCGGUUGAGGGACUGGUUCCAGCUUCUCCAUGAGAACUCCAAGCAGAAUGGCUCAAACAGCAGCGGAGCCAGCCCAGCCAGUGGCCUGGACAAGAUCUUGGGGGCCAGCUGCAAGGACUCCAUCGGCUGGAUGUUCUCCAAGCUGGACACCAGUGCUGACCUCUUCCUGGACCAGAUGGAGCUGGCUGCCAUCAACCUGGACAAGUACGAGGCCUGCAUCCGCCCUUUCUUCAACUCCUGUGACACCUACAAGGAUGGCCGUGUCUCCACCGCGGAGUGGUGCUUCUGCUUCUGGAGGGAGAAGCCCCCCUGCCUGGUGGAGCUGGAGCGCGUCCAGAUCCAGGAGGCUGCCAAGAAGAAGCCAGGAGCCUUCAUCCCGAGCUGCGACGAGGACGGCUACUACCGGAAGACGCAGUGUGACCAGAGCAGUGGCGACUGCUGGUGUGUGGACCAGCUGGGCCUGGAGCUGACCGGCACCCGCACCAACGGGAGCCCCGACUGCGACGACAUCGUGGGCUUCUCAGGGGACUUUGGGAGCGGAGUCGGCUGGGAGGACGAGGAGGAGAAGGAGGCGGAGGAAGCGGGCGAGGAGGCCGAGGAGGAGGAGGGCGAGGCGGAGGCGGACGACGGAGGCUACAUCUGGUAGACCGCCUGCGGGCGUGGAGGGGGACAGGCCAGCAGACUUGGACAGCAGCAGGCCGCUUACAGAUGGAUCCGGAAAUACAGCUGGAAGGACCCGGCUGCGGCGGGAGGGCGGGGAGUGUGAGUGCACGGCACGGGUGCGGCCCAGAUGGGAGAAUGCCUGUGCGCGUGCGUGCGUGCGUGCGUGUGCGCGUGUAUGCGUGCGUGCGUGUGUGCGUGUGCGCGUGUGCGCGUGAGCGCAUGCGCUGACAAACCUGCCCUUGGUCCACACUGCUCCUGGCAGAGUGAGUCACCCAAAGUCCCCUUUGGCCUCCUUGUAGUUGUUUUCACUCCACCUGUUGGUUUUCAAAUACACAUUCACACACAUAUACCCACUGAAAGGUCAAAAUUGAUGAAAGAUGCCCCGCGAGUCACGUCCCCUAGCUGCCUCCAGGCCUGCCCUGACACCCUGGCCGGCUUGGCUGCCCUCGGCUCAGCCAGCCCUGACUCCUGUCCCUGCCUGCCCUACUCGCUCCCCUUCUGGGGUCAAGCUCAAGCCUGCUGGCAUGUCCCCAUUGAGGGGAGGGAGGGCAAGGAGCUGUCUGCUGGCUGGAGGUCUUGCCAGAGCUGGGCCAGUUUGGCUGUACCUGUCCCACCAGCCUCGGCAAGUCCUUUCCCUUUGCGGGGCUCCCCAGCACCAGAGAAGCUCUCCUAACCCAAGCCGUUGUGACCGAGGUGGCCAACAAGGAGCUGGGGGCACAGGCUGAGAAGCAGGGGGACGGGGAGGCCUUGCCAGGCUGCCUGGGGGUGGGGUGUGGAGUGGCAGGGACUGACCAGCAGGUAGUCUGCUGGUGCACACCCAGGCAGAGAUCUCAGCGGCCGAGACAGGGCAGCCUCUUCCUGUGGGGCCAUUCCCUUGGAGGCAAUGGGCAGGUUAAGUAAGUGAGCUCUACUUGGCUGUGUGAGGUGCUGCACCUGCCCGUUCCCCUUGCUGGGGUUCCUGGUCCCCUCUAGGUCUUUGCCGGGGUGUAUGUGUGCACCACCUCCUUCCUGACCCCCUAAUAAAUGCUCCCCUCUCACGCAGACCAGUAGAGAGGACUGUCCCUGAGUCCCUGUGAAGGAGGAGUGGUGGGAAUCUGUAACCUCCCUGCCCUCAGAGAUCAUGACCUUCCCCAGCUCAUUUCCUCAAGGGAGAAGCACUUCUGUGCCUGAGCGGGCUUCCAGCUCCACUCCUCCCGGCCCCAGGUUUUCUCCGUCCCCCUGGGGGUCCUAAGGCAGCUCUAGGGAGGGACUUCUCCAAGCUCUGAAGGAAGCUUUCUGGAGUUGUGAAAAGUCAAAGGGGCAGGACUGGGACAACCUGGCCCGAGGCCACGCCUCACUGUUCCCCCAAAUCUGCCAGGCGGGAGCUAGGGUGGAUGAGAAGGUACUCGUGUCACCCCCCUCCCCAAAAAAACCUGUCCAGUUCUACUGAAGCAAAUCCCUAACACUGUUGGGGAAGAAUUUCUUACCCAGACUCGGGCCUCUGAUGCCCUUCGGUGUGUGGCAAGGGCAGUGAGAAAGUGUGUGUGUGUGUGUGCGCGCGCGCGCACGCGUGUGUGUGUGUGUGUGUGUGUGUGUGUGUACGCUUUGUGUGAGACGAGGGGCCUGGGAGGUGAGGAGGGCACCCUGUGUGCUGGGUGGGUAGCAGGGCGUGGGGUCUACCUGGCGAAGUUCCCUGUGCAAGGCUCCGGCCAGGCCCUCCGCACCUUCAGCACCCACUGCAUCUGCUGGACUUGAUGAAAGAAUCUCACCUGUCUGCCCCGUUACUCCACCCUGGAAUCCCCACCUUCCAAGUCUUCUCUUGGGGGAAAUAAUGAAACUCCAGUGAGCCCCAUAAACCGCUUCUCAUUCUGCAGCACAGUUCGGACCAUAAGGUGUAAUGCUGUUCCAGGUCCCCCACAUCUGUCUCCCCUUCCUUCCUUCCUUCCUUCCUUCCACCUCCUCCCCCUCCUCCUUCUGGUCCCAGCUCAGUUCAGGGAUUUGUCUCGGAGCAGCUGCUUCUCUCACUCGGGGCUACUUGAAACUUCCUGCUCUCGCUUGGAUUGAGGUCUGUCUGUCCCUUCCCUCUGCCUCAGCUCAGACUUCUGGAAUGUCCUCCUGGGGCAGCUGUUGAGGAUGC
Molecule: messenger RNA, 3663 nt
Organism: Molossus molossus (Pallas's mastiff bat)
Lineage: Eukaryota; Metazoa; Chordata; Mammalia; Chiroptera; Molossidae
Gene: SPOCK2
Product: SPARC (osteonectin), cwcv and kazal like domains proteoglycan 2
Exons: 10
Coding region: 268-1530 (420 amino acids)
Molecular function (GO): protein binding; calcium ion binding
Source: RefSeq, a predicted model, not a curated record